AUGACAAAGCCAGAGGAUAUGCCCACCGAAUAUCUUGAGAAUGUCCAAAAGGUUGAGCAGUCGGAGCAAGAUGUGAUUUAUCAGACUUACGUCUCCCAAAGUCCGGAAUGGCAUCGGAAGAUGACCAGACAGCUCCUCCGCAAGGUGGAUUUCCACCUCCUGCCAUGCCUGAUCCUAAUGUACUUACUGAACUUUCUGGACCGGAAUAAUUUGUCUCAAGCACGACUCGGCACCCUAGAGAAGGACCUGAAGAUGGAAGGAACAGACUACAACCUCGCGACCAGCAUCCUAUUCGUCGGGUACCUACUCAUGCAGCUACCGUCCAAUCUCCUCCUCACACGCGUCCGGCCCUCGUUACUUCUGGGGAUCACAAUGGCCAUCUGGGGGGUGAUAUCAGCAUGUCAGGCUGCCACCCAAUCGUUUACGGGAUUGGUCCUCUCUCGAUUUUUCCUCGUUGGAAGCGGCGCUCAAGAGGUUGAUCAUGCUGAUCGGAUCAGGUCGAGUUGGUACACCCGUCAAGAACUGAGCCAUCGAAUUGCCUGGUUUUACGCAGGAAGCUCGUUGGCCAACGCAUUUGGCGGUUUGAUCGGUGCCGGUGUCCUGGGCAACCUAGACGGUGCCCAUAACAUAUCAGGAUGGCGAUGGUUAUUCAUUAUUGAAGGGUGUAUCACCGUGGGAAUAUCGUUGAUAUCCAUUCUGUUCUUGCCAAAUUAUCCCGCAACCACAUCGUGGCUUAAUGAGACAGAGAAGUUAUACGCGCAAUGGCGUCUCAUUCAUGAUGCGGGAGAAGCCGACGAAGCGAAGUCGACCAACCUCCGCGAGGCGCUAUGGUUGGUCUUUUCCGACAAGCGCAUUUACCUGUUCAUCUUGCUCCAACACUCCUCGCUCCUGUCACAGAACUUCCAGUAUUUCUUUCCAACCAUCGUCCAGACACUGGGUUAUGGGAAUAUCGAGACUUUGCUGAUCACUGCACCGGUCUGGAUUGCCACUUUUCUGGUGUCCCUUCUGGUGACAUGGUCGUCGGGCCGCACGAAUGAUCGCAGUCUGCAUAUCAUCUCGUUGAUGCUCGUGAGUGUAGUCGGAUGCGUAAUCUGCACCGCGACCACGAACAUUGGUGCCAGAUUCUUCGGCAUAAUGCCGAUGGGUGCCGUUUCUGCCUAUCAGAUCAUUAUCGCAUGGGUGGCCAAUUCCUUCCCCCGGCCCCUGGUCAAACGAUCCGCGGCAAUCGCGACGGCGAAUAUGAUUGGCAACACGGCCUCUAUCUAUGGCAGUUAUAUGUGGCCAUCGUCCUCCGGCCCACGGUACAUCGCAGGUGGCAGUGCAACGGCCGGAAUCGCGUUACUCGUCGCCAUAUUAGCAUUUGUCAUUCGCAUGGUACAUUCCCGGAUGAACAAGCGUCUUGACAUGGCCCAAGACAGCAGUCAGGUUGAAGAUGGCGGUUUGGAAGGACGUCAUACAGGGAUUAGAUACAUUUUGUAG
This is a messenger RNA of Aspergillus caelatus, 1479 nucleotides long. Its product is annotated as MFS general substrate transporter. Gene Ontology annotation, molecular function: transmembrane transporter activity. Gene Ontology annotation, cellular component: membrane. Lineage: Eukaryota; Fungi; Ascomycota; Eurotiomycetes; Eurotiales; Aspergillaceae. Gene Ontology annotation, biological process: transmembrane transport. The record is from RefSeq and is a predicted model, not a curated record. The transcript is spliced from 6 exons. Bases 1 to 1479 code for a protein of 492 amino acids.